Molecule: messenger RNA, 755 nt
Organism: Staurois parvus
Lineage: Eukaryota; Metazoa; Chordata; Amphibia; Anura; Ranidae
Source: the annotation of a GenBank genome assembly
UCAAAUCAAGCCCAAAGUCCCUGUAUCACAUGAUGAUGUACUACUCUAGCACCACAUAUAAAUGCUGGCAAUUCUUACCCCAAGCUCUCAGGGAAGGAAAAAGCCAGUAUGAAAGAGCUUUUGGAGUCUCUUCAAAGGACUUGUUCGAAGCUAUUUACAGGUCAGAAGAGGAGAUGUUGACUUUCAUGCAUCAUAUGGACUCCAUAUGGAAAUUAUAUGGGAUGGAUGUGAUACAUGCGUUUGACCUUUCUGAGUUCCAUACUGUCUGUGAUGUUGGAGGAUGUUCGGGAGCUUUUGCAAAAAUGUUUCUAUCUACAUAUCAAGGGUCUACAGUCACUAUAAUGGACCUACCAAGAGUGGUGCAAACAGCUAAAAAACAAUUCAUUACUGAUAGCGAUCCACGCAUUUCUUUCCUUGAAGGGGAUUUCUUUAACGAUCCCAUACCGGAGGCAGACUUAUUUAUCUUGGCCAAGAUUAUCCAUGACUGGGCAGAAGAGAAAUGCCUGCAGCUACUGAAAAAGAUUUACCUGUCCUGCAGACCUGGAGGUGCAGUUCUGCUAAUUGAAGUCCUCUUAAAUGAAGACAGAAGUGGCCCUUCGAUUUCCCAGCUGCUCUCAUUGAACAUGCUGUUACAGACAGAAGGCAAAGAGAGGACGCCAUCUGAGUAUAGCAAGCUCCUUACAGACUCUGGCUUCAGGGAUAUUCAAUUCCGAACAACUGGAAAGACUUAUGAUGCCAUACUGGGAAGAAAAUAA